This is a messenger RNA of Penicillium malachiteum, 933 nucleotides long. RefSeq lists its product as uncharacterized. Gene Ontology annotation, biological process: spliceosomal complex assembly; regulation of mRNA processing; protein phosphorylation. The transcript has 5 exons. Bases 1 to 933 code for a protein of 310 amino acids. The record is from RefSeq and is a predicted model, not a curated record. NCBI's taxonomy places the organism in Eukaryota, Fungi, Ascomycota, Eurotiomycetes, Eurotiales, Aspergillaceae. Gene Ontology annotation, molecular function: protein kinase activity; ATP binding.
AUGGCUCCACGCUUGGGCGUCUUCAGAUCUGUACUUAGGACAGCCCUGCGCUCCUCUCAAGGCAUCUCUCAAAGGUCAUUCGUCAGAUUGCCACUAGAACGGCCGGUCGAUGAGGAGACGUUACCUCACUAUGACAUGGAACAGUUUUACCCUGUGCACAUUGGAGAUGUAUUCAAUGACAGGUACAGGGUCACAGGGAAGCUUGGCUUCGGAGCGUAUUCAACGAGUUGGCUAUGUCACGAUAUUCGAAGCCAGAGAUAUGUCGUGCUGAAGGUGUCUACAUCGCUGCGGAAAUUCCCCACUGCAACCGACCGCGAGUUCAAGGUUUACGAGCACCUCGCGAAAAUAAAAUCCAGCCACCCAGGACAAUCUCUAAUCCGAGAGCUUUAUGACUCCUUCGAGCUUCAUGGCCAUGCUGGGAAACACCGUUGCCUGGUCCUUCAGCCGAUGCAUAUGACUCUUCUUGAAAUGAUGAGACUAAAUCCAAGACCCUUUGACUUACCCCUUCUAAAAAUGACAUUGCGACGAUUACUAUUGGCGCUGGACUUUUUACAUACAGAAGCCAACAUCACUCACACAGGAACUCUAAUUUGGGACCUCUUUGAAGGGUGUCAUCUAUUUGGAGAUAUCUUUGAUGAUAAUGGUAACCACGACCCAUUCAAACAUCUGGCAUUAAUGGUUGCAUUAAUUGGGCCACCGCCAAUUGAAUUUGUUCAACGCAGUGAAACAACUGGUCAAUGCUUCAGUCACAAUGGCGCUUGGGUUGCCCAUGAAGAUGCGGUUGUACCACCCAUUUCCCUGGAAAUUCUAGAGAAACGACUUUCUGACACCGAGAAGGAAUCCUUCCUUUGUUUUCUCAGGUCCAUGCUUAGAUGGCUGCCAGAAGAGCGUAAGACCGCAAAGCAGCUGCUUGAAGAUCCGUGGCUGGUCUGA